AUGACCAGCGAGGAGAAUCAGUUUAUUGAAGCUUAUGACGACUUUAAAGUUCUUCGUCUUCCGUAUAAGAAAGGCAAAGAUAAGCGUCCAUUCUCUAUGUACAUUUUCCUUCCAAAUGCAAAAGAUGGCUUGUCGACUUUGGUUAAGAAGGUGGCUUCUGAAUCUGAGUUACUACACCACAGGUUUCAUCUUCCUGAAGAAGAAGUAGGUGAAUUCAGAAUUCCAAGAUUCAAAAUUUCAUUUGAGCUUGAAACUUCUGAUAUGCUGAAGGAGUUAGGAGUGACUUUACCUUUCACUCGUGAAGGUUUGACAAAAAUGGUGGACUCUUCUCUUGUGGGUGAUAGCCUUUCAGUUUCUAAAAUAUUUCACAAAUCUUUCAUUGAAGUAAAUGAAGAAGGUGCUGAAGCUGUUGCAGUCAGUGCUGCAUUUAUAUGUUCCGAGGGUAUUCGAUUUCCAACUCAGCUUGAUUUCGUAGCUGACCACCCUUUCUUAUUUCUGAUUAGAGAAGAUUGGACUGGAACCAUUCUCUUUGUUGGACAAGUACUCAAUCCUCUUGAUGAGUGA
Messenger RNA from Medicago truncatula (barrel medic), 564 nucleotides. RefSeq names its product serpin-ZXA. Gene Ontology annotation, molecular function: serine-type endopeptidase inhibitor activity. NCBI's taxonomy places the organism in Eukaryota, Viridiplantae, Streptophyta, Magnoliopsida, Fabales, Fabaceae. Bases 1 to 564 code for a protein of 187 amino acids. The record is from RefSeq and is a predicted model, not a curated record. The transcript has a single exon.